This is a messenger RNA of Eurytemora carolleeae, 1321 nucleotides long. RefSeq names its product 4-hydroxyphenylpyruvate dioxygenase. The coding region runs from base 40 to 1215 and encodes 391 amino acids. Gene Ontology annotation, biological process: L-tyrosine catabolic process. The transcript is spliced from 13 exons. Gene Ontology annotation, cellular component: Golgi membrane; endoplasmic reticulum membrane. The record is from RefSeq and is a predicted model, not a curated record. Gene Ontology annotation, molecular function: 4-hydroxyphenylpyruvate dioxygenase activity. Lineage: Eukaryota; Metazoa; Arthropoda; Copepoda; Calanoida; Temoridae.
AAAAUACAUUUUUAUAUUAUUUUCAGUUUAAAUUCUAAAAUGUCCGGUGAAACUCCAGUUGGAACCAAUUAUACGGAUAAAGGACCGAAGCCAGAACGGGGAAGGUUCAUACGGUUUGACCAUAUUGAGUGGUGGGUUGGAAAUGCGCAACAAGCCGCGUCUUUCUACUGCACGAGACUAGGCUUUGAACCUAUUGCUUACAAGGGCCUUGAGACCGGAAGUCGUCAGGUGGCAUGCCACGUGGUAAAGCAGAAAGACACCAUUUUUGUUUUUAAGUCAGCUUAUGAACCAGACUCCGAGAUAAACAAAAUCAUGGGAGCUCAUCUUGUUAGGCAUGGGGAUGGUGUCAAAGAUGUUUCCUUCACUGUUGAGGAUCUUGAUGGGAUUAUGGAAAAGUGUGAGGCUAAAGGUGUGAAAAUAGUUCGAGAUAUCUGGGAGGAAUCUGAUGAAGGAGGAAAAGUAAGGUUUGCAACUGUCCAAACUUACGGAGAUACAACUCAUACCUUUGUCGAGAGGAAAGGGUAUACAGGUUUGUUCCUCCCUGGAUAUAAACCUCCCCUGAAUGAGGAUGUACUACUGGCAACCCUGCCUAAGGCUGGGAUCUACUUUGUAGAUCAUGUGGUUGGUAACCAGCCUGACCUACAGAUGGAAGAUGCAGCUUCUUGGUAUGAAAGGAACCUGUUGUUUCAUCGGUUCUGGUCCGUUGAUGAUACACAAAUGCACACAGACUACUCAGCUCUCAGGUCUAUUGUGAUGGCAAACUAUGAAGAGACGAUCAAGAUGCCACUGAAUGAACCAGCACCUGGCAAGAAGAAGUCACAGAUCCAGGAGUAUGUUGAUUACUAUGGGAGUGCUGGAGUCCAACAUAUUGCUCUAAGGUCAUUUGAUAUAAUUGCUUCAAUUGAGAACCUGAGAGCCCGUGGAUUGUCCUUCCUGAAUAUUCCAGAUAAUUAUUACAACCAGCUGAGGAAAAGGUUGGCCAAUUCACCCGUCCAGGUGAAAGAGGACAUUGACAUGCUUCAGAAGUUAAAGAUACUUGUGGACUUUGAUGACAACGGUUAUCUACUUCAAAUAUUCACCAAGCCUGUUCAGGAUCGGCCAACUGUGUUUAUUGAAAUCAUUCAGCGCCACAAUCAUCAAGGCUUUGGAGCUGGAAACUUUAAGGCGCUGUUUGAGUGUAUUGAGAUAGACCAAGGGAAAAGAGGAAACCUGUAAAACUUCUCAAUCUGAAGUACAUGAAAACCAAGUGAAAAUUUCAUAUUGCCUUAUAAUUUUAUUGAAUUUGGUUUACUAGAAAAAUAAAGAUUACAUAAUUGUUGAA